AUACUGAAGAUAUCUAGACUUAGAGAAGCCUCUGAACCAUGGAUAGCCUCUGUGCAGCAAAUACCACUUUUGCACUCGAACUCCUAAGAAAGCUGUGUGAGGACAAAAGCAGGCAGAAUCUAUUCUUUUCUCCUUUUAGUAUUUCUUCUGCUUUGUCUAUGAUUUUGCUGGGUUCAAAAGGUAACACCGAAGCCCAAAUAGCAAAGGUGCUUUCUCUGAACAAAGCCAAGGAUGCUCAUAAUGGGUAUCAAUCACUUCUGUCUGAAAUUAACGAUCCAAAUACCAAAUACAUACUGAGAACUGCUAACCGACUUUAUGGAGAAAAGACAUUUGAGUUUCUGUCGUCAUUUAUAGAGUCGAGUCAGAAGUUGUACCAUGCUGGACUAGAACAGACUGACUUCGUGCAUGCUUGGGAGGAUUCCAGAAAACAAAUAAAUGGCUGGGUAGAGGAAAGGACUGAAGGUAAAAUUCAGAACCUGUUGUCAGAGGGGAUUCUUGAUUCACUGACCAGACUUGUCUUGGUGAAUGCCAUCUAUUUCAAAGGCAACUGGGAAAAGCAGUUUAACAAAGAGAGAACUGAAGAAAGGCCAUUUCAAAUCAACAAGAAAGAGACCAAACCUGUACAGAUGAUGUUCAAGAAGGAUACAUUUAACAUGACCUAUAUUGGGGACUUCCAGACCAAAAUCCUUGAGCUCCCUUAUGUGGGUAAUGAACUCAGCAUGAUCAUCCUGCUCCCUGAUGCAAUCCAGGAUGAAUCCACUGGCUUGGAAAGUCUGGAAAGAGAACUUACAUAUGAGAAGCUGAUAGAUUGGAUCAAUCCUGAAAUGAUGGACUGCACAGAGGUGGUGGUGUCUUUACCCAGAUUUAAACUGGAAGAAGAUUAUGCUCUGAAACCUCUUCUGAGUAGCAUGGGAAUGCCUGAUGCAUUUGACUUGGGGAAGGCAGACUUCUCAGGAAUCUCAGCUGGCAAGGAGCUCGUGCUCUCUGAAGUAGUUCACAAGUCUUUUGUGGAAGUCAAUGAAGAAGGCACUGAAGCAGCAGCUGCCACGGCAGGGGUGAUGAUGCUGCGCUGUGCAAUGAUUGUUCCGGAGUUCACUGCUGAUCAUCCCUUCCUCUUCUUCAUCCGGCACAACAAAACUUCCACCAUUUUGUUCUGUGGCAGAUUUUGCUCUCCCUAAAAAGGAGAUGUCUUGGUAGAAG
Phaethon lepturus (White-tailed tropicbird) is the source of this 1200-nucleotide messenger RNA. RefSeq names its product serpin B6-like. NCBI's taxonomy places the organism in Eukaryota, Metazoa, Chordata, Aves, Phaethontiformes, Phaethontidae. The record is from RefSeq and is a predicted model, not a curated record. Gene Ontology annotation, biological process: negative regulation of endopeptidase activity. The transcript has 7 exons. The coding region runs from base 39 to 1178 and encodes 379 amino acids. Gene Ontology annotation, molecular function: serine-type endopeptidase inhibitor activity. Gene Ontology annotation, cellular component: cytoplasm.